AUGAGGGAACUCAUUUCAACAACAUGCAAUUCAAAGCUCUUGUCAAAAUAUGGAGUUCACCAUCGAAUGUCUUUUGCUUAUCAUCCACAAACCAAUGGCCUUUAUGAGCUAAUCAAUAGAGAGAUCAAGCAGAUACUUGAAAAGACAGUGAGACCUACUAGAAAAGAUUGGUUGAACAAGCUAGAUGACGCUCUUUGGGCAUAUCGUACUACUUUCCGGACUCUAAUUGGGAUGUCCCCUUAUCGCUUGGUAUUUGGUAAAGCUUGCCACUUGCCUCUUGAGUUGGAACAUAAAGCUUGGUGGGCAAUUAAACAACUGAAUAUGGAUUCUAAGCAAGCUGGACAACUAGUUCUUCUUUUCAAUUCUAGACUAAGGUUGUUUCCUGGGAAGUUGAAAUCUCGAUGGUCGGGUCCUUUCAAGGUGAUUUCUGUUGCACCAUAUGGAGCUGUGGAAGUUAAGGAUGAGAAGUCCGGGGAUCAAUUUAGAGUAAAUGGUCAAAGACUGAAAUAUUACCAUGGGGGUGAGGUGGACAGGCAGACAACUGUUCACCAUUUCUCUCAACUUCCUUGA
Prosopis cineraria is the source of this 570-nucleotide messenger RNA. RefSeq lists its product as uncharacterized. Gene Ontology annotation, biological process: DNA integration. Lineage: Eukaryota; Viridiplantae; Streptophyta; Magnoliopsida; Fabales; Fabaceae. The coding region runs from base 1 to 570 and encodes 189 amino acids. Gene Ontology annotation, molecular function: nucleic acid binding. The transcript is spliced from 2 exons. The record is from RefSeq and is a predicted model, not a curated record.